Messenger RNA from Agelaius phoeniceus (red-winged blackbird), 1999 nucleotides. NCBI's taxonomy places the organism in Eukaryota, Metazoa, Chordata, Aves, Passeriformes, Icteridae. The record is from RefSeq and is a predicted model, not a curated record.
AUGCCGGCUCCCUGCACCUCCCACGGGCACCUGCAGGGGACAGAAGACGCGGGGGCUUCAGCACAGCUCACCUGGGCAGGACCUGUUCUCGCACAAGUGUCGCUGCCCUCCCACGAACCACCCCGCACCACGCCCCAAUCCCCUGCCACGCCAUCGCGUGGGGUCCGGAAAACAGCACCAGUGCUACAGAGGGACCCCGCGCGUAGGGGUCCCGUCCCCCCGCGUCCCUCCCUGCGGGACCCCGUUCCCUCUCCUCCCGCCGCCGGACCCCAACCCGACGUGCCCCCACCCACUCCGGUGACAGGGGAGCGGGGUGUCGCAGCGUGUCCCCGCUGUUUAGCGACCGGCCGCCCACCCUCGCCCAGUCCCCGUCGGCCUCCGGGACGCUCGGAAGAGUGCUGGGACAGUCCCUCGCCGGCUGUGGCACCGGAGAGCGCAGGGUACAGCCUGUACGCCCGCACACGCCUGGGCUACCUCUUCUACCAGCGGCAGGUGAAGAAGGCGCGGGAGCGGUACCCGCACGGCCACUCCGUGCCCCAGCCCUACUGCUUCCCUGGGGUGAAAAUCCUGCCCAUUCCCGUACUCUCCAACAACUACAGCUACCUGGUCAUCGACACUGGCUCCAGCCAAGCGGCCGUCAUCGACCCCUCUGACCCGCUGGCUGUACAGGCUGCCAUUGAAGAAGAGGGGGUGAUGCUGGAAGCCAUAUUCUGCACACACAAACACUGGGACCACAGCGGAGGGAACGAGGUGCUCUGCCAGAAGCACAGCUCCUGCAGGGUGUAUGGCAGCGCUCUCGAUGCCAUCCCACGGCUCACCAACCCACUUGCAGACAGGGAGAAGGUGACUGUGGGCUGCCUGACCUUCGAGGCUCUCGCCACUCCUGGGCACACUGUGGGCCACAUGGUCUAUGUGCUGGACGGGGGCCCCUUUGGCAGCCCUCCCUGCCUCUUCUCCGGGGACCUCCUCUUCCUCGCUGGCUGUGGCAGGCCGUUUGAGGGCUCCCCUGAGACCAUGCUGGCCUCCCUGGAUGUGGCCGUGAGCUUGGGUGAGGACACGCUGCUUUGGCCAGGCCACGAAUACGCACUGGAGUGCCUGACCUUCGCCAGCCUCCUGGAGCUGGACAAUUCCGCGCUGGAGCAGAAGCUGCAGUGGGCGGUGCAGCAACGCCAGGAGAAGAGGAGCACGUGCCCCUCCACGCUGGGGGAGGAGCAGACCUACAACCCCUUCCUGCGGACCCACCGGCCCGAGCUGCAGGAGGCCCUGGGACUGUGGCAGGCCGGGGGGGAGGACCCCGACGCCUUCCGUGCCCGUGUCCUCAAGGAGGUGCGGAGGCGCAAGGACCUCUACCAAGCCACCUAGAUCUGCCCCCCACUCCCUGGGCCCCCCCUUUCCACGGGGCUGGGUGAUGGUUGGGCACAGGGGGCCCAAGACUGUCUGGUUUGUUUUGCUGUGAAUCUCCCUCCUGGGGUGCAGGGUUGGGGGAGGGGGAAGAGUGGACACCCCCUUAAGUGGGCACCCCAUAAGUGAUCCUUGCCUUUGCUCCCUCGAACUUGGGGGUCACCAGCUGUCACGUAGAAGCACCUCAAUCCCCUCUCGGGGGGUCUGUAGCCCCCCACCUCACUGCUGGGGCUAUAGAAAUGGCACCAAGGGCUUCUCCUACAAUCCUUCCCCCCACUCCCCCGUUUUUCUGGGAGUCUCCACUUUCCCCUCCACCACCACCCCCUCUCUCAGCCCCCUCCCCUUAAGCCCCCAGUGUUGUGAAUCUCCUUUGUGGGGGCUGGGAUGGAGCCAGCAAGGGGAGGCGGGCCGGCAGUUCUACCUCCAGGCACGGGGCUCCCAUCCUUGACGCCGGAGCCCCCCUGUACGCACACACACGCACGCACACACUGGGACGGGGCCAGAGGGUCGCACUGCUGGGGUAUGGGCGGUGCUGCUUCGCUGGGGAUCGGAGCCACAAUCACCCCCACGCCCCAAAUAAAAGACUGGAUCAAUUUUA